Molecule: messenger RNA, 1770 nt
Organism: Fulvia fulva
Lineage: Eukaryota; Fungi; Ascomycota; Dothideomycetes; Mycosphaerellales; Mycosphaerellaceae
Exons: 3
Coding region: 1-1770 (589 amino acids)
Biological process (GO): cytoplasmic stress granule assembly; P-body assembly
Cellular component (GO): P-body
Molecular function (GO): mRNA binding
Source: RefSeq, a predicted model, not a curated record
AUGUCCGAGUACAUUGGCUCGCGCAUCUCGCUCAUCUCCAAGUCCGACAUCAAAUAUGUGGGCACCCUGCAGUCGAUAGACAGCGAAACGGCCACCGUCUCCCUCAAGGAUGUCCAAUGCCACGGCACCGAAGGACGAAAGGGCAAUCCCGCAGAGGAGAUCCCCGGCUCGGACGUCGUCUACGAUGGCAUUGUCUUCCGUGGCAGCGAUGUCAAAGACCUCACCAUCCUCGCGCCGCCGAAAGAGAACCGCCCACCGCAGAUGCCGAAUGAUCCUGCGAUUCUAGGGUCUGGUCAACAACAGCAACCACAGGGUUCUGCCCAGCAGCAGCAGAACCAGUGCGGCGGCCCUCCUCCACCACAGUUUCAGCAACAACAGCAUCUUGGUUACCCAGGCCCACCACCGAACCAGUUUCAGCAGCCCCCGCGAUUCCAAGGCCCCGGUGGCGCUCACGGAUUUCCAGGUCAGCCCGGCGCAGUACCAGGCUAUGGAAUGGGAUAUGGUCCGCCUCCGCCUGGCUACGGCCCAGGCCCCAUGGGCUAUGGUCCUCCACCACCAGGUCAUGGCUUUCCGCCAGGUCCGCCAGGUCCAUUCCCACCACAGCAGCAACCGAUUGGUCCUCCAGGUCACAUGAACCAGCAGCAGCGACCACCGCAACAGCAGAUGCAAGGCCAGCAGCAACAAGCACCCAUUGGAAGCAAGCAGAACACGCCGCAGCCAGGCCCAAACCCAGCGUCUCAGCCACCUGCUCAGCAAUCAGAACAAAACCCUGUCGAAAUGUCCGGCACUCCUGCUGGCAACAGCAAGGCUACGGGACCUCCACCUCCGGUCGACUCUAAGCCUUCGACAGCUGCCGCAACAGCUCCAUCGGCUGCGACCCAAGCGCAACAGCCACCUGCCGCGAAGCCAGCCCAAAAGCCAAACAACAGAGUUGCAGUUCCUCUGCCAUCCGCUAGCCCAGCCGUACCGAAGCAGCAACCUAAGCCUGCAGCCCCUGCACAACAAGCGCCUGCACCAGCUCCGGCUCCGGCUGCGCAACCCACUCCGAAUGCCUCGAAUGCCACAGAAGCUGCGACAGCCGCAGUCGCAGCUGCUAUGGCGAAACUUGGCGCAACGAACAGUGCAGGAGCAGUGGACAACCUCACACAGAAGGUCAACCAGAUGAGAGUGCAAGAAGGUCAGACAAGAGGCCGCGGACGUGGGCGGGGUGCUGAGAGAGGUGCACGUGGUGGAAGACGCGAAAGCACACAGAAGACAGUCGAGGUGCCAAAGGAAGACUUCGACUUCGAGACCGCGAACGCAAAGUUUAACAAGCAGGACUUGGUCAAGGAGGCCAUCGCGAGCGGAAGCCCAGUCACGAGCCCUGUCAACGGCGACCAGGCGGAUCCAAUCGCAUCGGUCACGAACGGACAUACUGAAACAGACGACGUGGUUAUCCCACCGAAGCAGACCUACGACAAGAAAUCAUCAUUCUUCGACAACAUCAGCAGCGACCUCAAGGAUCGUGCAGAGCAGCAGCAGGCAGAGUUCGACGGACGCACAAUGCGCCGUGAGGAACGAUCGAAGAACAUGGAGACGUUCGGACAGGGUAGCGUCGAUAACGCCGGUGGCUACCGUGGCAGAGGGCGCGGCCGUGGACGUGGCUUUGGUCGUGGCCGAGGUGGAGGAGGAGGGUACCCUGGUGGUCGCGGUGGAUUUGGCGGCGACAGCGCUCCCCGUGGCAAUUACAGAGGCCGUGGACGAGGCGAUGCUGGAGCUACUCCGGCAUAG